CCGAAAGGGAAGAGGGGGGGCUUUCGGAAGAGGGAAGAAAGAUAUCGUUAGACCACCUACGCCCAGAGGGCCAGUGGUUUUGCUCUGGCCCUCCUUCUCCUCCUCCUCCGUGCUUAUCAUCUCUCCUCCUCCACGUCCUGUGUCAGUCACCCAGGGAUGCUGUAGUCGUUGCGAGCAGCCGCGUGACGCCCGAAUUAUGGACCGAGACACCCACAAGGGAGUGGAGCCUUGACAUCCAGGUUCGGCCGGUCUUGGGUCUUGGGGUCCUCGCGCAUCGACUGCGGGUCUGAGAAAACAGCACAAAGGUGGGGUCGAAAAUGAUGGUCGUGAAUUCUCGGCGAUGCUUUAAACUUUCUCGACAUCGGAUCUUGGUAUCUUUGUCCACCUCGUCCAUUCCAUCUCCCUCUCCGUCCACCUCUCCCUUCCCUCUCCCUCCAACCUCUCUCAUCCCUCCUGUUAUCUUUCUCGUCUGUCCCCUCCUCUUCCUCUCCCUUCUCCUCCUACGCCUCGGUCCCCCCAUCCCCCUCCUCCUCAUCCUCCUCGUCUCUCCCCUCCUGUUCCUACUCCUCCAGCAAAGGGAAGCGCGCCUGCAUCGGGCAGCAGCUCUCCCUGAUCGAGCAGCGGAUCUGCCUCGCGACCCUGUGCCGCAAGUUCCACCUACGCGUGGACCCCACCACCAAGGUCAGCGUAACCAUGCCGCUGUUCCUGGACCCGCAGGGCAUCUUCCUCAGGUGCGUCCCGCGGGGCGAGGGCGUCGAGCGCCCGCUAUCCUCGGCGCCGCCGCUGGCAGCAGCCGCCCCGCCGCAGGUGGGCGACAUCGGAGACGUGGAGGAGCUGAAGGGGAAGAGGCUGGUGGUCCUCUACGGGUCCAACAUGGGCACGUGCGAGGACUUCGCCGACCGCGCGGCGGCGUCGGGCGGGAGGCUCGGCAUGGCGGUGGAGAAGCACCCCCUGGACCAGGUGCCCUCUGGCCUGUCGCUGCCCAAGGGCGCGGACGGCGUCGUCGUCGUUGUUACCAGCGUGUACAAUGGGACUCCGCCGGACAACGCCCGCAAAUUCGACGAGUGGCUCGACACCUCCAACGCCCAGGCCGCGCUGGAGGGCGUGCGCUUCGGCGUCUUCGGCUGCGGCAACAAGCAGUGGGCGGCCACAUACAUGAAGUUCCCGCGCAGGGUGCAGGAGCGCCUCGAGGACGCGGGCGGCAAGCCGAUCGUCCCUAUGGGCGAGGGCGACAUGGACGGCGGCGAGGCCGAGUUCAGCUUUGUCCGCUGGCUCGUCUCUGUGUCGGUGGCGCUGCUGCAGGCCCAUGGUGCCCAGAUCCCCGAGAGCAUUAAGGAGAGCAUGUACCCCAGAUUCCCUGUCUACGAGGUGUUGCAGAAGCUGGACUCCAAGGCAGAGGACAUUAAGGUCGAGGACGUCGAUGCCAACAUGCAGCAUGGAAGGCGGCAGGCCAUGAAGACCUUUCUGUCUGGCAACAAGGCCUUCCGGGCGGAGGUCACUUGCAACCGCGAGCUCCUGUCGUCCGACGCGCAGGGACGCUCCACCCGCCACAUAGAGGUGAAGCUGCCCGAGGGCGUCAGCUACACCGCGGGAGACCACCUUGGCGUCGUCGGCCCAAAUCCGGACGAGGUGGUCUUCGCGUACAUGGACCAUUUCGGGCUGUCACACGACGCGGUGGUGCGCCUGGAGAUGGAGGAGGGCGAAUCCGUAUCCACGGUCGCCCUGGGAAGGAAGAUGUCCGCCUUCGCCGCGUUCGCCUUCCACUUCGAGCUUCAGCAGCUGGCCUCGCGCCCGCAACUGUUCGCCCUCUCCAAGCUGGCCUCCGAUCCCAAGGAGGCCGAGCACCUUCGCAGCCUGGCGGAGUACGGACGCAACAACAGCGGCGAGGUGCCGGAGGGCGCCGCCGACGAGUACGAGCGGUACGUGCUGCAGGGCAGGCGCACGCUCCUGGAGGUCCUGCAGGAGCACCCGUCCGUCAAGGUCUCGGUGGGUGCGGUGCUCGGGAUGCUGCCCCCGCUGAAGCCGCGGUACUACUCGAUCUCCUCCUCGCCGAAGCACUCGGCGGGCACCGUGACCAUCUCCGUGAGCGUCGUGCAGGGCCCCAGCCCCACCGGCAGGCGCCACCUCGGUCUGUGCUCCAACGCACUGAAGGCGCAGGCCUGCCAGAGGAGCUUCCCGCCCACCGUUCUGCCGUCCCGGCCGCUCGGCGCCAAAGGCUGGGGCAUGCCGAUGUUCAGCUUUGUGAAGGACACGGGCUCCUCUUUCCGUCUGCCCCCCGCCGACGUGCCCGUGAUCAUGGUGGGCCCAGGCACUGGCGUGGCGCCGAUGCGCGGCUUCAUCCAGGACCGCGUCGCCGACGGGAGGUUCCAGAACGUGCUCUUCUUCGGUUGUCGCGACGACUCCGACUAUAUCUACCGCGACGAACUGGAGGCGUGGGAGACGGCCGGCUCCCUGAAGCUCUUUGUCGCGUUCUCGCGUAAAGAGGGGACGCCCAAGACGUACGUGCAGAAUUUGAUCUCGCAGGAGGCGGCGUUGGUGGCAGAGUAUAUCGGGAAAGGGGCAUACUUUUAUGUUUGCGGCGACGCCUCCAAGAUGGCUCCCGAUGUGAAGGCAACCGUAUCCCGCGUGCUCACAGAAGCUGGGUUGGGCAGCGAUUGCGUGCAGAGAAUGUCGGCUGAGGGCAAGUACUGCGAGGACGUUUGGGCUGCUCAGUCUAUGUGAUUCGAUGGUUCAACAUGUUAACCCAUUGUCACCAGUUUAGCGCAUCAGGGUGGACCCCAUGUUUCAAGCGGUUGGGCCGACUGUUGUGUUGGUGAUGCAUGUACAUACAAUAUUGAUUAGAUCUGUUUCCAGCGUACGCCUACAGAACCGACUGAAAUGUUCGGAUGUGGGCGCCGCGAUAUCCUUUCAUGUUCGUCCCAUUACAGCACGGAAGAUAUGUUGUUAAAGCCCGUAGGUGUGGAUACAUUGGCUUGUCUAAGCGACCGACUCAAAAAUACUGAUGGACCGUGAACUCCCACGUCAUCUCCCUCCCUCCCUCCCUGUCUCGCUGCUGCGCUGGCGCUGUCACAACGACGCUUGCAUCCGCGCCCACGAGCGACUAGUGAGGGCGGUCGCCCCCUUCGCCCAGGGUAAGAAGCGGC
Molecule: messenger RNA, 3143 nt
Organism: Prorocentrum cordatum
Lineage: Eukaryota; Dinophyceae; Prorocentrales; Prorocentraceae
Source: the annotation of a GenBank genome assembly